This is a messenger RNA of Theileria orientalis strain Shintoku, 4170 nucleotides long. RefSeq lists its product as hypothetical. The transcript has a single exon. NCBI's taxonomy places the organism in Eukaryota, Apicomplexa, Aconoidasida, Piroplasmida, Theileriidae. The record is from RefSeq and is a predicted model, not a curated record. The coding region runs from base 1 to 4170 and encodes 1389 amino acids.
AUGGUAGACAUAAAUCUUUAUGAAAAAAAUGAGAAUUACAGCACAAAUUCUUACCGAAUUUCCAUUUCCAAGUCAGCUUAUAAUACUAAUUUCUUAAAAGUUAUAUAUGAAAUCACUUAUUACGAAAAUUUCCCUGUGUUUUGGAGUGCUUCAAGCUUUUAUGUGUACAUUAAAGAAAAAAAAGGAAACAGCAUCUCAUUUACAUAUUAUCCAUAUUUUUUUAAUGAUAUAAUUGAUAACAUUGAAGUUUUUUUCUCAGAAAAUCACCCAAAUAAUCCACUUAUCGUAGGUUUAAAACCUAAAGGAGAAGAAAUAAAAUAUUAUACUUUCAGAUAUUUGAGAUCCAUAGAAAAAUUAAAUAAGUUUCCAGAAAACAUCAAUUUUCAAAUAAAAAACUUAGAAACUGAACUUAUAACAGAAAACAAUAUAAGAAACAAACUGGAAUUUAAAAUUAAUGAGAUAUCAAAAAAUUAUUAUACUAAGUCAGACUCUAAAUUAUUUGCCCCGUUUGUUGAAUAUAACUAUUCUGUUGACAGAGAAGAAUUUUACGGACCAUACACAUUGUCAACAGAUAAAUUAUUAAAUUACAAAGAAAAAAAUUAUAUUGAAAAUUCAUUGCUAAUUUCAGUUAAAAACAAAUCAUUUGAUUUUAUAAAUGUGUAUUACUCUGAUAAUAAUAUAGCAUUAUUGGUUGAAUUUCUUGAUUAUCCUUGUGGAACUGGUUCAUGCAAGAGUUUUUAUUUCAAGAGAUUAAGCAAAAUUGAGAACAAAUGGAAAUUAAUUGAAAAUGAACUUGAAUUAAUAAAUGUUUUAAAUCAAAAAAAGCUAGUAUUAGAGCAAAUAUUUUAUCUUAUCAAUGAAUCAAUAAAAAUUUAUAUUAAUAAAAACACACCUAAUACAGGCUACAGUGCCAAAAUAAUUAACAAUUCAAGUGAUAUAAACAGUCAAAUAUUUAAAGAGGUGGAACAUAACAUAACUAUAAGAGAAGAUACAAGAUUAUCUGCUUCUAAAUACACUUGUUUUUAUCACGAUUUAUCAGAGAUUACUAGUAGAGACGAAAAUGAUGUGUACGACGUUUCUGGGCUGAGAUUAUUUGUUAACUGUUAUUUUGCCAAAAAUGAAAAUAGUGUCGUUAAUGACUUUGAAAUAAAAUUAUAUAAUAACAAAGGAACUGACCAAAAAAUCAUUUAUUAUAACCCUAAUUUGGAUACACAUGGGCAUGAGCAUUACGUUUACGUAUAUUUUUAUGAUAAUGACAAUGUACCGUUGCUACUGUACCAGGGUGAACAUUGGUACAAACCCAAAUCUAAAAUUGAAUAUUUCGACAAAUGGAUUGAGGAAGCGGAAUUAAAAGACUCUAAACCUAAAAAAAUCAAUCAAUUUCUCUCUGAUAAUAAGGUACUUAUAGAGCUUAAAAAAAUCAAUAGGGAAUUGAAUGAAAUAAUUUUGGAUUAUAGUACUAGUUACGGGUUAAAUUUAAAUAAAAAACAAAUUCUUUCAGGGUUUGAAACCAUCAGAAUUAUUGCAAUAAAAAACGAACAGCGUGUAAGAUAUGGAAAAAUAACUCAUUCAACUAAAAACAAGGGUGAUUUAGGGGAAAUAAAGAAAAAAGGUUUGAUCUUAGAGGAAAAUGAAAAAGGCAAAUCACUAUCUGAUAUUAUAUCUAGGCAAAUAAAAACCAUCUUUAACAAUCUUGUAUGUUACUAUCAUAUUUCAGAUCUGAAUUACGAAUUGCCUUUAUUACUUUGCAUAGGAAGUUUGGAUUCAGAUAAUGAGACUUCGUCAAUUUUUUACGAGCGUGUUGAUAUUACUGAAAGAUCAAAAUGGAAAAAAAUUGAUGAAAUAAAACCUUUUCAAGAAGAUCAAGUAUUGACCAAUAAAAUUAAUGAUAUUUAUUACAAUUUUAGCAAGUCUGUGAUAAUAGAAAUAGAGAAACAAGGUAUUAUCGGAUACGAUUUUAAACUUGUUGACAACCUAAAUUCAGGUUCUCCAAGUUCAAGUGGAAUCGAUUCUAAAAUAUCUGUUACUGAAAAACAUAACUUAUUAAGUAAUUCAGAUUAUACUUGUUUUGAGCAUUCUAUACCCCUAAUGCAACUUAGUAUUGAUAAGUUUCACAUAGGUGGGUUAAAGUUUUAUAUUUCAUCAAGAAAGAUAUUGACAUCUUUAGAUGAUAACUUUUCCAAGUCUCCAAUAUAUUAUAAACAAGGGAAAAAUAAAGUUUGCGUCUACUUCUAUCAUUGUGAUAGUGUUCCUUUAUUGGUGAGUUACAAUAAUCAGUACUACAAACCUAAAAGUAAGAACGAAUAUCUUGCCAAAUGGGUCAAAAUGCCAAAUAUUGAGGAUCCUAGCAAGCAACUUUUAACACAACUAGACAGUAUUAACGCCGAGCUCAAUGAGGUCAAUAUAAUGAAAAUAACAAAUGGAAGUAGUUAUGGUAUUUCCGGUGAAAAAUCUGGAGACUUUUCACCUGCAAGGAUCAAUGUUAAAGCUUGUAAAAAUAACUUUUUCAGAAAAGUCACACAUACAACUGUAAAUAAAUUUGGUGUGGGCAAAAUAUUGUAUAAUGGCGCCCAAAUACAAAGUAUUGAAAAGCGUAACUCUUUCAAUGAAGUUUCUGUGUAUUAUCUCAAUACAGAUAUUAAAUACACGAAACCGUUAUUAAUUUCUCUGGGAUCAGUAGGUUCAUUUAAUUUUGAACGUAAAUGGUAUUCGAUAACCGGUACAGAAGAAAAUAUUUGGUCAAGUAACACAAAUACACAUAAUACUUUUCUAAAUAUCAAGAAGAAAUUGAUUGUCUUACACUCAAAAUAUCUAAUUCCACUAAAUGUUAUAUUAGAAAAUCAAAGUCAUUAUAAUAACACCUUUACAACUCCAGAUGACACACAUACUGGCGUGAUAAAUAUUGAUCGACUUGGUACUAAUCAUAAUUUCACCGUCCCAAAUUAUCGUUGUUUAAGUCACCAGCUACAUAAGUACUAUGAAGAAAACGAAGCUAGUAUUAAAUAUGAGUGGAGUCUUGGCCAGUCUCAGUUGAAUUUUGAACUUAGACUAAGUUUGUUUGAAAGCAAAUUAACACUAAUCGAUCACCAAAAAAGAUUAAUUCCCCCUUUAAAAUACACACAAACUGAUUGUAGAGAUAAAAAUACUAUUACUGUUUACUUUUAUGAACCUGAGGGACCUGGUUCCUCUAUCGUUGACAGAGUACCUCUUAUGUUUAAAUUGAAAGAUCGGUUUUUUGUUCCCAUAAGUAAAGAAACUUAUUUUCAUCAAUGGCAAGAGGCUGAUGUUCAGAUAUCCGAUAGUUCCUUUAAGGCCACGUUGGAUACUGUAAACUCAAUGCUAAAUGAAAUUGAUUUAUCAAAGAUUAAUAACUACGGAUUAUCACUUUGUGCAAAAUACUCGUUUUUUAAAAAAGGUGAACUCAGUACGAAACGCAUUAAUGUUAGCUUAUUUUCCAAUUCGAAACACCUAAUCCGUGUACACGACACUUUUAACAAGUUUAAAAUAUCCAAAAUUAAGCCCAUUCCCAAGUGCUCAUUUGGCGAGAUUUCAUCACAUCUUAAAAAUAAAAACAUCGUUCAAGUGGCAGUGAUUUUCAAAAUGGGCUAUAUUCGAAACCCAGAGCUGAUACUAAUAAAUGAACAUUUCAGCAAUGAUAACUGCCUUACAUGUUGCUACUACUACAGGUUUGAACAGAGACCAAAACCUUUUGAAUACAAGUUCCAGGAUGUUCCGAACGGUCUAAGCCUUAUCGAUAAACUAACCAAAGUAGAAAACUACCAAUGGAACAAUGUUGAGCACUUGACACCUAUAAUUGAACUGCUCAAAGAAAUAAGUAGAAACAAACUGGAACAAAAAAUUCACAAUCCUGAUUAUGAUAGCACUGAUUGUAGAAACCCCUCUCAUCCAGUACCAAAUGAUGAUCAGUGCGAGGAACUUGCUUUCGAUGAAUCUAUAGAAAACCCAGAUCCAAAGGCCAAAGAUCUUGACCCUCUUCAACCUCCUGGAACCGGCAGCAGUGAUCCCUCUCAUCCCGUUUUAACAUGGCGUGCUGUCGUUGAUUACAUUAAAGAGCAUCCCGAGAUCGUCUAUGGCCCUGGAUCUGGUGUGACUGUGGCUGGCAGCGCCUACUCUCUCUACAAACUAAUUCUGGUUUUUAAGAAUAAGUAA